This is a messenger RNA of Piliocolobus tephrosceles (Ugandan red Colobus), 804 nucleotides long. Its product is annotated as 40S ribosomal protein S2-like. Gene Ontology annotation, molecular function: structural constituent of ribosome; RNA binding. Gene Ontology annotation, cellular component: ribosome; cytosolic small ribosomal subunit. The coding region runs from base 1 to 804 and encodes 267 amino acids. The transcript has 2 exons. The record is from RefSeq and is a predicted model, not a curated record. NCBI's taxonomy places the organism in Eukaryota, Metazoa, Chordata, Mammalia, Primates, Cercopithecidae. Gene Ontology annotation, biological process: translation.
AUGGUGGAUGACGCUAGUGCAGUAGGGGGCCCCGGAGGCCCUCGUGGCCCUGGGAUGGGGAACCGUGGUGCUCGCACAGGCAAGGUCAAGGAUAAGGAGUGGAUGCCGGUCACCAAGCUGGGCCGCUUGGUCAAGGACAUGAAGAUCAAGUCCUUGGAGGAGAUCUACCUAUUCUCCCUGCCCAUUAAGGAAUCUGAGAUCAUUGAGUUUUUCUUGGGGGCCUCUCUCAAAGAGGGGGUUUUGAAGAUCAUACCGGUGCAGAAGCAGACCCAUGCUGGCCAGCGCACCAGGUUCAAGGCGUUUGUUGCUAUUAGGGACUACAAUGGCCACGUGGGCCUGGAUGUUAAGUGCUCCAAGGAGAUGGUCACCGCCAUCCAUGGGGCCAUCAUCCUGGCCAAACCCUCCAUUGUCCCCGUGUGCAGAGGCUACUGGGGGAACAAAAUUGGCAAGCCCCACACCAUCCCUUGCAAGGUGACAGGCCGCUGUGGCUCUGUGCUGGUGCUCCUCAUCCCUGCACCCAGGGUCACUGGCAUAGUCUCAGUGCCUGUGCCCAAAAAGCUGCUCAUGAUGGCUGGUAUCGAUGACUGCUACACCUCAACUCGGGGCUGCACUGCCACCCUGGGCAACUUCGCCAAGGCCACCUUUGAUGCCAUCUCUAAGACCUACAGCUACCUGAUCCCUGACCUCUGGAAGGAGAUUGUAUUUACCAAGUCUCCCUAUCACGAAUUAACUGACCACCUUGUCAGGACCCACACCAGAGUCUCCGUGCAGUGGACCCAGGCUCCAGCUGUGGCUACAACAUAG